This is a messenger RNA of Solenopsis invicta (red fire ant), 2066 nucleotides long. RefSeq lists its product as uncharacterized. The record is from RefSeq and is a predicted model, not a curated record. NCBI's taxonomy places the organism in Eukaryota, Metazoa, Arthropoda, Insecta, Hymenoptera, Formicidae. The transcript has 2 exons. Bases 310 to 1074 code for a protein of 254 amino acids.
UAUCCCUUAAACUGUAUAUAUGUAUAAACUAUAAUGUACGCUCUUCUAUGUAAUCUAUCAAUUUAACCCUUACGAGGUAACGUCGGGUCACUCGUGCCUCGGCAAAAGUGACUCUCAUUGGUAGCUCGGGGAGGAGGGAAGGGAGCCCGACCGAACUGUGCUGGAAAAAAUUGUAUAGUAGUAGGCUACUAGAUUUCCAAGUGCCGACUCCGCAGUACCUUACCAGCAGUCGUGAGAGCCAGACGUAUUUUGGAAAAGGCACGAGUGACCCGACGUUACCGACAACGAGUGCAAAUAGUGCAAGAAAAUAUGUUUCAACGAUCACCUGCUCAGAUUGAUCGCAUUUUGCGUCCUCGAGAGCAAGAAGUCGAUUACGGCGGCGAAGAAAGCGACUCCGAAGUAGAUUACGUGGAGGAUCGAGAAUCCAGCGAGACGGAAGCUUCGUGUUCAGAAGGCGAGUCAGACGAAGUAGAAGACGAGAUAGAAGAUGAAGAAGACGAAGCAGCACCGGUCCAAAGGCGUCGGCGAAAAUUUGUGUACGGCAAGGAUAAAUAUAAGUGGUGCCUCGAAACCCCGGAAACACGCGGUCGUCGUUCCGACUCCUUGCGGUUACAUUUACCAGCAGCAGAAGGUAAUAGCUUGAAUGCUAGCAAUCCUUAUGAAUCGUGGAACGUGUUGUUUACCGAUGAAAUGCUUGAACUGAUUUUGAAAUGGACCAAUGCUGAAAUUGAGAGGCAUAAUAUAGAUAAUAACGCGAAUAAUGCAGAAGCUGCAACUUUUGCUCCUCUUUCAAUUAACGAAUUGAAAGCAUUUAUCGGUUUAUUGUAUUAUCAAGGAGUAAACAAAAACAAUCAUUUGAAUCUGACCGAAAUGUGGUCUAAUGAAUUUGGGAGCAAUUUGUACAGGACUGUUAUGUCUGAAAAAAGAUUUAGUUUUAUCGGGGCACGGCUGCGCUUUGAUGAUAAGAGUACUCGAGCUGAGAGACGUACGGUUGAUGUGCUCGCUCCUAUUCGCGAAUUCGGGAUUUGUUUAUCGGCAAUUGCCAAAAAAAUUACACACCGGGCAAAAAUUUGACGAUAGACGAGCAGUUAUUGGGGUUCAGGGGUAAGUUUUCAGCUCGCGUGUACAUUCCAUCGAAGCCAGCUCGCUAUGGCAUAAAAAUUUUGUCGCUGAAUGAUUCAAAAAACUUUUAUUUGUAUAAUGCGAUUCCGUAUACUGGGAAAGUUCAGCCGGAGCGAGCAGAAUCUGUACCAACUUUCUUUGUAAGGCGUCUUUCCGAGCCAAUUCACGAUUCAGGCAGAAUAAUCACAUGCGAUAAUUGGUUUUCUUCGGUGGAAUGUUUCAAAAAAAUGCUUGAAUCCCACGAUUUGCGAAUGAUUGGCACUUUACGGAAAAACAAAAGGCAGAUCCCAGAAUCAUUCAAACGCACCGCUUCUGCUGGUACAAUGAGAGUAGGCUACGACGGAAAACUUUCGUUGACUUCUUACUGUCCCAAAAAAAAUAAAGUAGUGCUCGUGUUGUCGUCAGUGCAUAAAUCCGUGAAGAUGAAUGAAGAUAAGUUGAAACCCGAAACAAUUCUGUACUAUAAUGAAACUAAAAGUGGAACAGACGUUUUCGAUCAAUUGUGCGGCAAUUAUUCAUGUGCCAGAAAUACACCGAGAUGGUCGUUACGUUUAUUUUUUGGAAUUAUUGAUCAGGCAGGAGUUAACAGCUGCAUCCUGUGGAACUUACUUACCGAACACGAGAUUUAUACGCGUCGUGAAUUUCUAAAUAACUUAGUUCUUGCUUUGGUGAAGCCGUAUUUGCACGAUCGCAUGAAUAUUCCAAGACUACCAAAGGCGACGCAGCAAAAUAUUAGAGUCAUCUUGGGUACUACUGAGAAUCACAAAGUUUUUGAAUCAAAUAAAAUGGCCAAACGAAAACGGUGUGCUUAUUGUGAACCGUCAAAAGAUAAAAAAACAUUUUUGUGCUGCAGCAAGUGUCGCAAGCUUGUUUGCGAAGAACACCGAUACGAAAUCUGUAUUCAUUGUGUGUAAUUGUAAUAUUUUAUAUUUUUAUACUUAAUA